Messenger RNA from Oncorhynchus kisutch (coho salmon), 1555 nucleotides. RefSeq names its product reticulon-1-A-like. Gene Ontology annotation, biological process: brain development; endoplasmic reticulum tubular network formation; neuron differentiation. NCBI's taxonomy places the organism in Eukaryota, Metazoa, Chordata, Actinopteri, Salmoniformes, Salmonidae. The record is from RefSeq and is a predicted model, not a curated record. Gene Ontology annotation, cellular component: postsynaptic density; endoplasmic reticulum membrane; neuron projection. The transcript has 7 exons. Bases 107 to 748 code for a protein of 213 amino acids.
GCCAAAAAAAGAUCCUAGCGAGGACCAUAGGAGUGCAGGGGGUUCUAGGAGAGCAGCAAGAGGAAGCGAGUGGGGUGGGUUGUUUGCACAGCAAUCAGCUGCUAAAAUGGCCAUCAAAGUAAUGGACCUGAUCUACUGGCGGGAUGUGGGGAAGACAGGGCUGGUGGUCACAGGGCUGGUGAUAGGCCUGGCUAGCCUGUUCCAGCUCAGUUCCGUCACCAUGCUGUCCUACCUGUGUAUCUCCAUCAUGUGUCUCACCUUCCCCCUACGCCUCUACUACAAACUCCUAGAGCUGAUACGGAAGAUCCCUGAAGGAGUGCACCCCUUUCAGUCUUAUAUAGGAGACGACAGCUCUCUGACAGAUGAGGAGGUCGUGUUGGUGGUGGAGGAGGUCGUGCUAAUGAUGGCCUUCGCCAUCACAGAGAUCAAACGCCUGCUCUUCAUCGACAGCAUCAUGGACUCCAUCAAGUUUGUGGUGCUGCUGUACGUGUUGACCUAUAUGGGCAUCACGACCAAUGGUCUGACCCUGGUGAUAGUUGGUGUCAUCUGUGUUUUCUCUCUUCCUCUGUUCUACAAACAAAUGCAGGGGCGAAUGAAAAGGAUUAGCAAAGCGGUCAGAGGCCUCCUGAGGAAAAUCAAAAACUUGUUUAAGAUGUUGUACAGUAAACUGAGACCCUCUCCUGCGACUACAUCUGCCACAACCCCCACUCCCACCCCGGCCCCAAAACACAAACUCAAGUCAAAGUGAUGAGACAGAGAGAGGGGGAUCUAUGGGAAAAGAGGGGGGUCACUCAUACUUCUUAUCUUAUCAUGCCACCUGGGAUCAGGGGCUGGGCAACUCUGACGAGGGGAGUUGGGGUACGGGGGGGGGGGGAUUUCAAAUCCAGUGUUUGGUCUUGGUACACAUAGGCCUACGGAAGAUGUUUACAGACAAAUGCAUCAUUCUUCGUCACAAAUCUUGUUCUCGAGGCACUAGCUGACAGCCACAAAGUCAUAAAAUCAGAUUUUAAACCUAACCUUAACCACACUGCUAACCCUAAUGCCUAACACUAACCUUAAAUUAAGACCAAAAAGUAAAUUUUAGUUUUCGUUCAUUUUUAAAAUAAAUUAUAGCCAAUUACGACUUUACAGCUGGCCUAUCUAAGAGGAAAUCGCUCACUUAUGCCUCCAGGUCAAGACAGGAGGAUUUUUAAAAUGUCAAUCUAAAAGACAACAAGCUUGCCUUGUCAUGAGUCAAAUAUUUGUUUUUAUACCACAUAACACAUGCCAUCUUAAGACAACACAGGGUGAAUACUGGCUAUCUAACCACAUGCCCAAAACUGUAAUUGACUUUGAGAGUACACUCAAAGUGUGAGAAUGGGUACUUACUCAAAGUAAGUGUGAGAAUGGGUACUUACUCAAAGUAAGUGUGAGAAUGGGUACUUACUCAAAGUAAGUGUGAGAAUGGUUACUUCUCAAAGUAAGUGUGAGAAUGGGUGAAUGGGUACUUACUCAAAAGUGGCAAACUUUUGGGGGGAUUUUUGUUUAAAUUGUUGAAUAAAUGUUUCACAAUUUC